Molecule: messenger RNA, 2820 nt
Organism: Hevea brasiliensis (rubber tree)
Lineage: Eukaryota; Viridiplantae; Streptophyta; Magnoliopsida; Malpighiales; Euphorbiaceae
Product: U-box domain-containing protein 33-like
Biological process (GO): protein phosphorylation; protein ubiquitination
Molecular function (GO): ATP binding; ubiquitin-protein transferase activity; protein kinase activity
Source: RefSeq, a predicted model, not a curated record
AGCAAAGGACGAGCAUUUAUAUAUUAAAAAAAUAUAUAAAAAGAAAUAAAGAAUUACAGAAAGUAGACUGCGUAUCAGGAGGAAAUGGAAAAAGAAAAUAAAAUAGUUACUUGCAAUAUGGUUAAGCAGCAGCCACCAUAGCUUAAGACAAGCAAACCCUUUUCAAGCAUAAUCAUGGCUACGUAGACUCCCAAGCUUAAGACAGCAAAACCGAGAUUUUUUACAUUUCCAUUUCUCCAAAGCUUAUCUAUUACCUUUUUUUCAGAUAUUGUCAGGGUUGACAUAAAACUUUUUAUCGAUCUCUCUCUCUCUCUCUCUCUCUCUCUCUCUAUACUUUUCUUGAAAUUUAGGGUUUUGAUUCAAGAAACCAUUUUGAGGAAGAAAGAGGAAGCUUUGGAGAGGGGAGAAGUUGAGGUUGAUGUGAAAGAUGAGUUGAUUAUUUCGAGUCUUUGAAUACUGGAGAGUGUCUGGCAGAGUGAAAAUAAUAGUGUUUCGAGUCUUUGACAGUGUUUAAUUAUUGAAAUCAUGGCUGUGGUGAGUCCUGCUCCUGAAAUUACGCAACAGGUGAUUCCGAUAAACCUUCCUGGAUAUAGAGUUCCAGGAAACAUGGCGGCCACCAGGAAGAAAGUGAAGGAGCCGGUGGCGCCGGUAAUUAAAGAGAAGAUAUACGUAGCAGUGGGGAAAAAUUUGAGGGAAAACAAAUCGCUUCUUACAUGGGCAUUACAGAGAUCAGAAGGGAAGAAGAUUUGCAUCCUUCAUGUUCACCAACCCGCACAGAUGAUUCCGACGUUAAUGGGUCCAAAAUUUCACGCAAGCACACUUGAAGAAGGGGAAGUCAAGGCUUACCGGGAAUUUGAAAGGCAAGACAUGCAUAAAAUACUAUACGAAUACCAUCUUCUUUGUUGGCGAAUGGGGGUGGAGACUGAGAAACUGCAUAUUGAAACGGAUCUGAGUAUUGAGAAGGGAAUUUUGGAACUUAUCUCCGAGCUUGGUAUCAGGAAGCUUGUUAUGGGAGCAGCGGCAGACAAGCGCUAUUCAAAGAAUAUGAACAUCAAGUCUAAGAAGGCCAUCUCGGUGCUCCGGCAAGCACCUGCUUAUUGUCACAUAUGGUUUAUUUGCAAGCAGCACCUUAUUUACACAAAGGAAGGUACUUGGGAUGCAAAUGGUGCAGAACUCAGAUCAUCCCCACAACAAGUCAGCCCAAACACUGAAACUGAACAAUCAAAUCAUUUGACGUCAAAGUCUAAUAUUCUAGAGCGGAAAAAUCUAUCAAAUCCAGCUCUGGAGAGCCAAAUUGCAGAUGCUGAUCUGAUGGUAAAGGAGUUGGAGCAAAAAAUAACCUCUUCUGAGGAACUGCUGCAAAAUUACAAGAAAGAACGAGAUGAAUUGCAGAUUGAGCGCGACAAUUCACUCAAAGAAGCAGAGGAGCUGAGGCACAUUCCACAGUUCUCUGAGUUCUCUUUCUCAGAGAUUGAAGAAGCAACGCAGAACUUUAAUCCAUCACUCAAGAUUGGGGAAGGGGGAUAUGGUAACAUUUAUAAAGGUCUGUUAGGUCACCGCCAAGUGGCUAUAAAGGUGCUGAGCUCUCAUAGCUCUCAAGGACCUGCAGAAUAUCAACAGGAGGUUGGUGUUUUGAGCAAGAUGAGGCAUCGAAAUCUUAUCACUCUUAUUGGGGCUUGUCCAGAAACUUGGACUCUUAUCUAUGAGUAUCUUCCCAAUGGAAGCCUCGAAGACCGACUGAACUGCAGGGAUAAUUCUCCUCCUUUGUCUUGGCAAACUCGAAUACGCAUCGCCACUGAGUUAUGCUCUGUCCUUAUCUUUCUUCACUCCAGUAAACCCCACUGCAUAGUGCACGCCGAUCUAAAACCUGCUAACAUACUACUUGAUGCCAAUUUUGUGAGUAAACUAAGUGACUUUGGAAUCAGUCAUCAACUUUCUCAAAAUGAAGGCUCAAGCAUAUGUUGGAGAACUGUCCCCAAAGGCACUAUCCCAUACAUGGAUCCCGAGUUUCUUACCUCAGGAGAGCUUACUCCAAAAUCAGAUGUUUAUUCAUUUGGGAUUAUAUUGCUAAGGUUGUUGACUGGAAGACCGGCAUUUGGGAUAACAAAGGAGGUGCAGUAUGCAUUAGAUAAAGGAAACUUGAAAAUCCUCUUGGAUCCUUUGGCUGGAGACUGGCCAUUUGUGCAAGCAGAACAGUUGGCCCACUUGGCACUGAGGUGUUGUGAUAUGAAUCGAAAGAGCCGGCCAGAUCUUGCAUCAGAAGUAGGAAGGGUACUUGAAUCAAUGAGAGCUUCAUGUGGAGGGUCAUCAUGCUUCCGCGGCGGUUCAGAAGAGCGCUGCCAACCUCCUCAAUAUUUUAUAUGCCCAAUUUUCCAGGAAGUGAUGCAAGAUCCACAUAUAGCAGCUGAUGGUUAUACUUACGAAGCAGAGGCUAUAAGAGGAUGGCUGGACAGUGGACAUGACACUUCGCCCAUGACCCACCAUAAGCUUGCACACUACAAUCUCGUGCCCAACAAAGCACUUCGAUCGGCAAUCCAGGAAUGGCUGCAGCACUAGUCAAUUGGUGAUAAUUUCUCUUUUAGUUUGGCACAUCGUUUAUAUGUAUAUCUCUAUAUAUGACCAAAAGAAACGUCCUUACUUUUUGUUCUCCUUGUUAUAUAUUGUGGGAUCCUAGGCGAUGGUACAGUCCUUUUCCCAGCCUUUUUCUUUCCUAUGAUUAUAGAAUGAUUAUAAGAGAUUUGUUUAGUAUAACCAUAAUAAUUAGUAUGAUUAUAGGAGAUUAAUUUAAUAUAAUUACAGUAAUUAUUAUUCUUGUCAAAA